AUGGAUGUCAUAGGACCCAUUCAGCCUCCGUCUUCCAAAGGACAUCGCUUCAUCUUAGUCGCCAUACACUACUUCACUAAAUGGGUAGAGGCAACUUCCCACAAAUCAAUGACUAAGAAUGUCGUGGCUGACUUCGUUAAGAACAAUCUGAUUUGUCGUUUCGGUGUGCCGGAAUCCAUCAUCAUGGAUAAUGGUGCCAGUCUGAAUAAUUAUUUGAUGAACGACAUUACUGAACAAUUCAAAAUCACUCACAGAAACUCCACCACCUAUCGACCACAGAUGAAUGAAGUCGUAGAGGCUGCCAACAAAAACAUCAAAAGGAUUUUGAGGAAGAUUGUCGACAACUACAAGAAUUGGCACGAGCAGCUGCCUUAUGCUUUGUUGGAGUAUAGAACAACAACCGAAACGUCCACUUGGGAAACUGCAUUCCUCCUCGUUUACGAUACAGAAGAGGCCAUACCCGCAGAAGUGAAAAUUCCUUCACUCAGGAUCAUCCAAGAGGCAGAGCUAAAAGAUGAAGAAUGGGUUAAAAAUUAUUAUGAACGGCUAGCCAUGAUAGAGAAAAAGAGAAUGGUGGCGGUAUGCCACAGACAGCUGUACAGACAAAGGAUGUUGAGAGCCUUCAACAAGCGGGUCAUAACUUGA
This is a messenger RNA of Lycium barbarum (goji berry), 645 nucleotides long. RefSeq lists its product as uncharacterized. The record is from RefSeq and is a predicted model, not a curated record. Gene Ontology annotation, molecular function: nucleic acid binding. The coding region runs from base 1 to 645 and encodes 214 amino acids. Lineage: Eukaryota; Viridiplantae; Streptophyta; Magnoliopsida; Solanales; Solanaceae. Gene Ontology annotation, biological process: DNA integration. The transcript has a single exon.